Messenger RNA from Solenopsis invicta (red fire ant), 621 nucleotides. Its product is annotated as RWD domain-containing protein 1-like. The record is from RefSeq and is a predicted model, not a curated record. Bases 1 to 450 code for a protein of 149 amino acids. Gene Ontology annotation, biological process: cytoplasmic translation. The transcript has 3 exons. Gene Ontology annotation, molecular function: protein binding. NCBI's taxonomy places the organism in Eukaryota, Metazoa, Arthropoda, Insecta, Hymenoptera, Formicidae.
AUGCAUGUAUCAUAUGACCGCAUUCAUGAUUGCCGAUUUGACAGAUUAUCUAACCUCAAAGGUCAUCAACAACAAUAUCUCGCUUCGCGAAGCAGAGCGACACUUUUCCUGCUACAUUCGUCCGUUUUGUAUAAAAACGCGUCGAAUCAGCCUGAAUUCAUCAAUAUCGAAGUAUUUACAUAUAUGCCCAAGUAUCUAGAUGAGUCACUACUCAUAUCAAUUUUGCAGCAAAAGAAUUUGGAGGAUGGAGGUAACGAGAAAUUGAAGGCACACCUAACAGAACAGAUGUAUGAAAAUCUUGGAAUGGUAAUGGUUUUUACAAUGGUCAGUGCAGCUCAAGAAUGGUUGAACUUACAGUGGGACAAGAUAAACCUGAGGAGAGAAGAGACUGCGGCACAAAAACUGAAGGAGGGAAAGGAUGCAGAAGGGAAUAUUGAAAACACGGGCUAAGACAUUCGAAAUAUAUUCAUUCACGCAGACGACAAUUGUAAUGGUUUUAUAGACUAUUUGAGAGAACUCUCGUAACCGUCGAAUCUGGAAAGCUGGAAAGAGAACUUUGAUGAAGAAAUGGGCUAUACGAAACGGAAAGAAUUAGCGGAUAGCGAGGGCAAAAAGUUAACA